Ahaetulla prasina is the source of this 6297-nucleotide messenger RNA. RefSeq names its product mitochondrial fission regulator 2 (gene MTFR2). Gene Ontology annotation, cellular component: mitochondrion. The record is from RefSeq and is a predicted model, not a curated record. The coding region runs from base 2770 to 3957 and encodes 395 amino acids. NCBI's taxonomy places the organism in Eukaryota, Metazoa, Chordata, Lepidosauria, Squamata, Colubridae. Gene Ontology annotation, biological process: aerobic respiration; mitochondrial fission. The transcript is spliced from 9 exons.
GCAGAGAAGGCCCACCUCCUGGGCCCUGCUAGGUAACUGGAACUGAUGGAACUAGAAGUAGCCAACUGUAUCAGAUGUUAUAAUGUGGGCAGAAACCAUAGGACACAUAUAUCCCUUAAUUAGCUAUGCUCUAUGCCAAAUAGAUAAUAGUUAAUAGAGAUCAACCCUGACUGCUCUUUAGAAGGCCAGAUCCUGAAGAUGAAAUUGAAAUACUUUGGCCACCUAAUGAGAAAGAAGGACUCACUGGAGAAGAGCCUAAUGCUGGGAAAGAUUUGAGGGCAAAAGAAGAACGGAACGACAGAGAACGAGGUGGCUGGAUGGAGUCACUGAAGCAGUAGGCAUGAGCUUACAUGAACUCCAGAGGAUGGUAGAGGACAGGAAGGCCUGGAGGAACGUUGUCCAUGGGGUCGCGAUGGGUUGGACACGACUUCGCAACAAACAACAACAAUGCCAAAUAGGGUUUUAAAAGUGACAAUUGGUUCCAUAAAUUAUACUCCAAAGCAAACCGGAAUCAGUGCUAUUCAUUGAAGCAUAGAUGUCUGUGGGGAUGGUACAACCUGCCCAAUUCUCAUGCAGCUGUGGAACCACUGGUAUCUUUCAAGUGAUUAUCAAAACAACCCCUUCUACAGCACAUUGCAAUAAGAAAGGACACAACUGGUGAACAGGAUUAGUGCGAAAAACCUUUCUGAACACAGCUGUCGCCUGCCUCUCAAGCAUUGAGGGUCAAAGAUGGAAGAACUCGCACUAGGAGUCUCAAACAUCCACAACCAAUCUUGCUAGGGUUGAGGCUUAGUUUGUUCUUCCACAUCCAACCUUCAGAGCAAGUGCUGUAAAAGGUAUUGGUGUGGGCUUUUUGUUGUUGUUUUAAUCAGCAGGGGAAAAAUGAAUUACACAAAAUAGUAAAAAACAAACACAUAGAAGAAUAAAUGGCCUUGUAUUGCCUAUCAAAGUUAGUAAAACACAAUUAAGCCACAGGGAAAAAAUACAAAGAGUAAUUUUGUAGUAUCUGAAAAAGGUGUUCUCCAAUUUCUUUUGACCCUAAAAUAAAGUGUUCGGUGAAACAAAAAUAGAAAAUGAUGAACUAGUACUGUCUGCCAAGUCAAAUAAAGGGUGAUGGUAUUUAUGCAUAUCAAAUCAGCAAACAAUAUGAUGUAUUUGAAGACAAAAAGGUUACAUGUUUUAUAGUGCCAUGUUUAGGGAGCUGCAUUUGGUUAUAAUUCUAAGAUCUGAGUGCAAGCGUAGGUAGUCUUUCUAAUAAACAAUUGUAUGCAUAUUCUGAGGCUGAAAAAGUAUUUUAAAAGAUCUACUAGUAAUGCCCUAUAUGUAAAAUAAGAGGAAAAUCCUGGCAUCUCUGGAACAAUAAACAAAAUGAAAUAGGUUUGGAUAGUAGGAAUUAAUAUAUUUGUGGCAGUUUGGAUUGCAAAGGACAUUUAUUAUAGUGAUAGGAAUCAAGAAUCCAAAUUUGAAAAUAGAAUAAUGCGCUCGUAGGAGAAAAUGAUAUGCCCAAAAUCUCUGGGAAAAGAAUACAUUUUUCAUUAACAUUUCCAUGCAGUAUUUUUUAUAUAUAUAAAUAUAUAUUUACAUUCACUCUUAAGCAUUGGCAAGCAAGAAUCUUUGUCCUGAAAGUGUCCUAGGACAGAUCACAAUAUAAUCUAAAGUUUGGGUCUAUACAUCAUUCUAAGCCAGAUGUAGGCAAUCUUUAGCAUCUAAGGUCCAUGCUUUGGGGAUGGAGGGAUAUGUAACAGUGAGUGGAGUAGUUCAUGUGGAAAAAAUACCCAGAAGACAAUACUGGCACAAGACCACUUUCAUAAUGUUUCCAGAAAAAUGUGUAGGUUAAUGCUGAGCUUCAUUUAAGAGUACUAUCAGCAAAUGAACAAUGACUUCUGUCAGCUAAUAAACAACGGCCUUGAAGAAAUUAUUCUUCAUUUUUCUAAAAGAAAUAAAGUGAAUUUUAUUUCAGAUGAAAAAAGACUAGCAAUGAUUACUAGCAAUGCAUAGCAAAACGUUCAGUGAGAAAGUUAUCUAAACUAGGUAUAUUCUUGCAGUCAAGAUCAAAUUAAAUCGGCAAUAAACCAUUAGCAGAAACAAUAUAGCUCGUAGCGCAAAGCCGAUUUUUCUUUCCGGUCACCAAUGAAUUUAGAUCAACGCAGGCCUCGCUCACGAUCUUGACGUCGGAAGCCGGAAGUAGGAAAGCAAGAAAAUGCUUGAUCUUCAAAGGAGGUUGGCUAAGCAGCUGGGGGGAAGGGAGCUAUGCGGUUCAAUGGCUGCAGCGGAAAGCAAGCGACAUGCGGCGGAUCAAGUGGCCGACAAAAAGUCAAUACCUUCUGCAAGGCCGAAUAAUAGAUAUGGCACGUUCUUAAGUAUUUAGCAACCGACCUUCUCCCCAGUUUGGAAAAAUUAAGGUUUCGCUUCUGUAUGGUAAAUGACGGAAAUCCCGUGAGCCUGCUUAAUGAAAGACACUUAUUUUUUCUCCCUCGCGCAUAGAUCUAUGAACAAAAAGUAAGCUCUGUGAUUGGUUGGAGCGUCCUUGCUCCCGCUUGAUUGGCUACAGCGAAUCAAUCGCGUUUCCAAUCUCGCCAAUCAAGAAAAAGGGUGCCAACUUUUGAUUGUCGCGCAGGAGACGCUCGCGCCCGCCACCUUCUCUCGCCGCUUUCCUGUAGGUUCCGGCGGAAAGGUUUGCGCUGCUCCUGGUGGGGUUCGUUAGUAUCCGCGGUUCUUCGACGGGCUGGCAGCUCUGAAGCCCCCGUCCACGAUUACACUAUUCUUUAAAUGUCUCUGCUAUUGAAUCUCUUACGGCAAUUGUUGGAGUAUUAUGGUGUGGUCCCAGAACUGGCCUUGCAAAGGUGUAAAUUGUAUCUAAAUGGCCUUGUCUGUAUAAUUGGAUCUCGUCUUUCUUCAAAUACCUUUUCAAGAGCAUACUUCCAAGAAUUAUGUAUCAUUUCCAGGAAUUGUUUGAUAUCCUGGGUUUCAGAAGGAAAAAGAUAUGGACCUACCCGAAGUUUUAUUCGUAGAUUGGGAACAUGUCUUACAUUAAUUCCUUUUUCAAGACCUCACUUUCAGCUGGUCCAAAAUCUGAAGUCUUUAGAGGAACAAUACAGCAUCGUUAAUUCUGUUCAACCAUCUCUUGCUGAUGCCUUGUGGAUGGUGGAUGAAGACAGAAAUCCAUGCACUAAAUUCAGAUUUGAGGAAUGGAGAGGGGUUGCCAUUCCAUCUGAACUUCCUUUGCCAAGUUCUUCAAAAAAAAAAAGUGAAAAAACAACUGUUGCGGGUGAAGAUGCAUUCCAAAAAAUUCAUUUUCUUGAAAAUGAAUUAGCACAUCUUCGUAAACAGAUUGCUGCAAUUUUGGCAACAGACAGGGCAGUAAAUGAUCAAUCCCGUUCAGAUAUUGGGAUUUCAUCAAACACUCCUAAUGGUUUCCUGCAGCCAGGAAUGUUUUCUACACCAACUCCUACUUCUCUUUGUAAUGUAAUCGUACCUCCACCUCCACCGCUGCCACCUUCGUUUGGGUUAAAAUCUGAUUCUGAUUCCCAUAAUUCAACAGUUCAGCUUAUUAAACAACGUCGGGCUAUAAAGAUUGAAAAGAUUAAAGAUAAGUCUGAACUUCAGGAAGUUAGAGCUAUUCCUGAUAUGAUGGAUGUUCUCAAGGAUAUAAAUAAUGUUAAACUCAGAGCUAUUGAGAAAUCUCCUGGAGGGACACCACUACCCAAAAGAAAUAAAAUAAAGCCAUCUCAGUGGGACCCAGCAGCUUUAAUAGCAGAAGCUCUCAAAGAGAAAUUUGGAUCACAAAGCGAUGAUUCAUUUGACAAAGAGAACAGUUCUUAUGGUGCUUCACCGUUUUCUAGUCCAGAUACUCCAAUGGUUGACUGUCGCAUUUUGAAACCAAGCAUGAAGCAGAGACUUAACAAAACUGAGAAACUAACAAAUGUAUCAUCUUCAAAAAAAAUAUUUCAUAUAUAGCCACGAUGUUGAUCUUGUGUGACCAGCUGUGACUAUUACGACUACUAUUCUUUGAUUACAUUGUACAAAGGCUUAUAAAUCUAAUUGUUCUGAAUUGUGCUAACCGAGUGUUUACAUGAAUUUUUUUAUUGCAUUUGUAUUAGCUAUAAAUCUCUACAUUUUUUAAUAUCAGUUUUAUGAUAUUGGUUGCAAAGUGUUAGUCAGAUGAGUAAUGUAUAAAAAGAUAUUAAUAAGGAAACAAAAUAUAAAUAGAGGGAAAAGUUACAUUUUAACCUAGUUUAAACAAAAAAUACUAUAUUGUUUAAAAAUGACACUUUCCUAAAAAGAAUAUGUUAUUUGCUUGAUAUAUGGAAUCAUUUUAAGUUUCCCUAACUGAUGCUUACAGCAUUUGCUUCCUCUUGUAUAUACCAUAUUUUUCAGACUAUAAGACGUACCAGCACCAAAAAAAGUGGGUGGAAAUGUCUAGGGAAUUUUAUAGAGCAAAUGUGGGCCUGUUUUUGCCCUCCCAAGCCCUUCGCACAUCCGUUUUUUGCCCUUUCUGGUGUCCAGAAACAUUCUGCACUCUCCGGAGGCCUCCAUGGGUCCCAUUUCUGCCCUCCCUAGCAUCUGGGAGGCAGAAAACGGGACACACGGAGAGUUUGGGAGGCCCAUUUUUGGUGUGCCAAGAGUGCUUCUGGACACUGGGGAGGACAAAAACAAGACACGUAGAGGCCAAAAACUAUUGUUUUUUUUCUUGUUUUCCUUCUCUAAACCUAGGUGCUUCUUAUAGUCUGGUGAAAAAGAUGAUAAGUUGUGAACUCUGCAAUUGUGAAUUGAGUGGAAGGUUAUGAAGAAACAUUGGGAAAUAUAUUGUUUAUGAUGCAAAAGUUACUAGUAUGACUUCUUAAUAUCUCUGUAAAUUUACCUUCUAAAUUAGCUUUUUAAAUGUAUGUGCAGACCAUUAUACUUCUUCAUAGUUUAAAUGUAUCAAGUUUCACAGUUCUUGUAUGUUUGUCAAAGUUCAUGCAGGGUCAUAAGCUCUCAUUAAUAAUUAGCCCCUUGUCCUGUAAAUAUGCUAAACAUAGGGGAGUCAUCUAGAAUUAGUUCACAUAUCUCCACAAAUAGCUAAAUCAGCUUUGUCUGAGCUGGUUCCAAAAGCAUUAGGUAGCACUGGCUGCGAAUCCCAAGAUGUAAAUGUUGCCUAUUGUAAAUGUAUGUUUACCAUUUCUGCUGGUAUGGUCUCAUUUUUAUAGUUAUUUUUAAAUUUUCUCAGCAGUGAUCCUUUUAACUGGAUAACUUUGAUAACAGGAAUAAACCUAGCAGAAGAUAAUUGGUUUCCUUAUCAAAUAUGUAGGUGCUUCUUUAUGGCAGUGUAUUGACUCAUACUUUGCUGUUGUAUGUUGUUGCAGGUUUUUCUCUUGGGUGGGAAAUAGUUUUGUACUGAUAUUUGCAGAGAUGUACAAGGAAAGGUUAGCAAUUAUUUGUAAUUUGCAUUGGGAUGUUUCAACACUGAUGUCAGGUUAUUACUAACUCAUGUACUACGUUUUAAUCAGCACUGAACUAAUAUAUUUAGGUGCCUUCCUUAGUAGUUCAGUCUUUAAUUUAAUUUAAAGUGGCUUGUAUGUAGCUUUUUUAUUUUUAAAAGUGGGCUGUGCCAAAUGGUUACCCUUACUAGAAGAAAAUAACAAUAUGAUUUAAGUGUAUGAUUUAAAAAUUUAUUCAGCUUAGGAGGCUAGUUUCUUAUUUUCCAGAAUGAUAACAUGAUAUAUAUCAUAUCUUCAGAAUAUUUUCUUCUACCUGUAGAAAAAGUUGAAUGCUGUUUCUUUCAGGAAAAGACAAUGUCUAGUUAUUAUUAUUAUUGAAAAAAGAACAGAAUAAUUAUUGGAUAAGUUGAAAUAUAAUAUGUUUAACUUCUGCAUGGUUGCAUGUGUAAUGUCACUGAUUUAUUCUCACUGCCUAAUAAUGAUUUUCAAGAUGACAUUCCAAGUUGCAUAUUGCAGUUUUGCAUAUAUUCAUUGUGGUUCAAAUCUUAAUAACAGAACACAACAGAAAAUGUCUGCUGUGAUCUAAACUCAGAAUUUAAUUUUGUCUUAAGUGUUCAACUAUUGCAACAUUCCAUAUACAAGGAAUGGAUUCAUAACAAGAAAUAAUAGGGAUGGAUUUUUAGUAGGAUUCUGGUUUGAUGGUUUUUAUGAAUAACAUUUUGUAUGCUUGUGGCUUAAACUUAUUAUGCACAAUGAACAGGAUACAUUCACAUCACUCACCUGAAGUAUUUAUUUCUUUUAGACACCUUUUCAGAGUCUUUAGAACAAGUAUCUAUGGAGAUUCUUAGUCAUCCAGGUCAUGGUUGUCCCAAAAGUG